Oncorhynchus gorbuscha (pink salmon) is the source of this 4103-nucleotide messenger RNA. Its product is annotated as transcriptional adapter 2-beta-like. Gene Ontology annotation, biological process: chromatin remodeling; regulation of transcription by RNA polymerase II. The record is from RefSeq and is a predicted model, not a curated record. The coding region runs from base 51 to 1532 and encodes 493 amino acids. Gene Ontology annotation, cellular component: SAGA-type complex; nucleus. Gene Ontology annotation, molecular function: zinc ion binding; chromatin binding; transcription coactivator activity. NCBI's taxonomy places the organism in Eukaryota, Metazoa, Chordata, Actinopteri, Salmoniformes, Salmonidae. The transcript has 2 exons.
CCCUCCCUCCGCGGCACUGCUGCUUCCAACAACAAGCAGAAGCCAGCAACAUGGCCGACCUAGGAAAGAAGUACUGCGUAAACUGCCUUGCAGACGUUACGAAUCUGCGGCUUCGCUGUACUGACUGUCCAGAUAUCGAACUUUGUCCGGAGUGCUUCUCCGCGGGUGCAGAAAUCGGUAAUCACCGGCGAUGGCACGGUUAUCAGCAAGUCGACGGCGGGCGCUUCACCCUCUGGGGUCCUGAAGCGGAGGGAGGAUGGACUAGCAGGGAAGAGCAGUCGCUCCUCGACGCGAUCGAGCAAUAUGGCUUUGGAAACUGGGAGGACAUGGCCACUCAUGUAGGAGCAUCUCGGACCCCCCAGGAUGUCAUGGACCACUACGUCGGCAUGUACAUCCAUGGCAACCUGGGAAAGGCCUGCGUCCCCGACAGCAUCCCCAACCGGGUGACUGAUCACACCUGCCCCAGCGGCGGCCCCCUGUCCCCCAGCCUCACCACCCCCCUGCCUCCCCUUGACGUGACCCUGGGCGAGCAGCAACAGCUGGGCUACAUGCCGCUCCGCGACGACUAUGAGAUGGAGUACGACCAGGAGGCGGAGAAGCUCAUCAGCGGCCUGUCGGUCAACUACGACGAUGAAGACGUGGAGAUCGAGAUGAAGCGCGCGCACGUGGACAUGUACGUGCGCAAGCUCCGCGAGCGCCAGCGCCGCAAAAAUGUGGCCCGCGACUACAACCUGGUGCCCGUCUUCCUAGGCCGCGACAAGAAGGAGAAGCAAAGCACGCUGGGAGUUGUAGGUGGUGGUGGUGGCGUCGUCGUCGGAGUGGUGGGGAGCCUUCCGACGCCAACCACCCCCGCGGUGACGCCGGGAGCUCCAGCCGUCCCGACGGUGCCGAAGCGUAAGAUCCCCAAGGAGGAGAAGGAGCAGCGGAUCAAGUUACGGGGGAUGUGCCAGUUCAUGGCUCAGCGGGAGUUUGAGGACUUGUUCCACAACAUGCACAAGGAGCGCGUGCUGCGCGCCAAAGUACGGGAGCUGCAGCGCUACCGCCGCAACGGCAUCGCACGACUGGACGAGGCGGCCGAGUACGAGGCGGCGAGGCACAAACGGGAGAAACGCAAGGAGAACAAGAGCGUAGCUACCUCGAAAACGGGCCGGGGCGGAGGGACAGGGGGAGGGCUUGGCGGAGGGACAGGGGGAGGGCUUGGCGGAGGGACAGGGGGAGGGCUUGGCGGAGGGACAGGGGGAGGGCUUGGCGGUGUUAUCAAAGAGGAGGGCGAGGAUGGCGAGUUUCCGGCCAUAGAGAACCUGGCGGGCUUUGAGCUGCUGUCAGACCGGGAGAAGGUGCUGUGCAAUUCACUUAACCUCAGCCCCACGCGCUACCUGACUGUCAAGACAAUCAUCAUCAAAGACCACCUGCAGAAGAGCCAGGGCAUUCCCUCCAAGAGCCGGCUGCCCAGCUACCUAGACAAGGUGCUCAAGAAACGCAUCCUCAGCUUCCUCACAGAGAGCGGCUGGAUAUCCCGGGACACGUCCUAACAAUCCAUUGGGUUUGGAGGGACUGGGAUACGUUCUAACAAUCCAUUGGGUUUGUAGGGACUGGGACACGUUCUAACAAUCCAUUGGGUUUGUAGGGACUGGGACACGUUCUAACAAUCCAUUGGGUUUGUGGGGACUGGGACACGUUCUAACAAUCCAUUGGGUUUGUGGGGACUGGGACAGGUCCUAACAAUCCAUUGGGUUUGUAGGGACUGGGACAGGUCCUAACAAUCCAUUGGGUUUGUAGGGACUGGGACAGGUCCUAACAAUCCAUUGGGUUUGUAGGGACUGGGACAGGUCCUAACAAUCCAUUGGGUUUGUAGGGACUGGGACAGGUCCUAACAAUGUGUAUGGAGUUUGUGGGGACUGGGACAGGUCCUAACAAUCCAUUGGGUUUGUAGGGACUGGGACAGGUCCUAACAAUGUGUAUGGAGUUUGUGGGGACUGGGACAGGUCCUAACAAUGUGUAUGGAGUUUGUGGGGACUAAGGAUUGCAGAGGGACAAUGACUCUUGUUCUCUGUUGGAUUGUUGAGUCUCUGUGUCUUGUUAUAAACAAUGUGAGAUGUGUCGUAAACUCCAGAUUGGACCAAGCUGAAUUUUACCACCUUUUGUCAAGUUCUGACCCAAUUCGUCGACCACCGGACUGUUUGUGAAUAUGUACAUUGCAAAAGAUUUCCUCUUUCUUAAAAAAAAGUUUGGAUACCAUUUACUGGAGAACGUGGAACAAAUAUAUAUUUUUGUAUUUGCAUCCAUAUGAAUGAUAAUGUAUAGGUAGAUGAUACAUUCUCUUUAUUGCAGUGAAGGAUCACCUAAUACUACUGGGCAAACCAGACAACACUGGUUUUCAAAGCGGUUCUCAAAGUAUAAAUAGUUGGUCCCAGAUCAGUUGGUGCCAUCUUGCCGACUCUUAUGGUCAUUGGCAAGACGAUACAAACAGAUCUGGGACCAGGCUAGCUUCCUUUUAGGUUAGGAUGUUGUCUUGGAGAGCACAGGUUAGUGCCUAUUCAAACAGCAAUACAGCCGCACUGUGUUGGAAAGCAGCGGUUAUCAUCAUCAUUCUUACCAUGAAGAGAUGUGGCCUGCUAAGCAUAGAGGGGUCAGUAUUUGGCAGCUAACGCUUUCAUAAAGCACUGCGGUAAUCCCCAUUAUGACGCUGUAGCUUUGUGGUGUUGUCAGGCUCAGAAUGUGGCACUGAGGGGAGUAGAUGAGCCUAACUCCUCCAUACUAUUCUGUUCCACACGUUGCACGUUUUCUGAUUCUAGUAGGCGGUUCACUCUACUCGACUUCGAAAGAAAAUAAAAAGCUUUAAAUAUCGGCAUUAACCAAUGACAUGCGAUCCUAAAGCACAAAUCAAAAAUGUUGCAUAUCUAUUUGUUUCACCCCCGGUUAAGUUUGCCUGCCCCUUGUUUGGAGGGGCGUUGCGGGGUUAACGGUGUGUCGUCCUGCCAGACUGGUUUUAGCCUUUGCCUACCCCUUGUUUGGAGGGGCGUUGUGGGGUUAACGGUGUGUCGUCCUGCCAGACUGGUUUUAGCCUUUGCCUACCUCUUGUUUGGAGGGGCGUUGUGGGGUUAACGGUGUGUCGUCCUGCCAGACUGGUUUUAGCCUUUGCCUACCUCUUGUUUGGAGGGGCGUUGCGGGGUUAACGGUGUGUCGUCCUGCCAGACUGGUUUUAGCCUUUGCCUACCCCUUGUUUGGAGGGGCGUUGUGGGGUUAACGGUGUGUCGUCCUGCCAGACUGGUUUUAGCCUCUUCAUGAAUACGCGCUGCAUGAUUAUUGUAUUGUGACUCGUUGCUCGCUGUUUAGUUUGCUACUGUUCCAUCUAUUCAAAGGGAGUUAAGUCAUCGUAAAAAAAAUUGAUAUACCUGCUACAUUUGCUUCAUCUAUCUUCCCGGUUCAGUGUUUUACAGUAACAUCGUUCAAUUAAGGCUAGUGCAGUGGUUCUCAAAGUAGGGGUUGUGAAACCGAAUGGGGACAAUACCUGUUGUUGUUGAUGUUUAGAACCACUGGGUUAGUGUUCACAUAUGGCCUUGCAAGAACACUAUCAAAGGGCAGAAAUAUUCUGGUAGAAGAGAAAAAGGACGACUGCCACAGUUGGUUUUAGACCUGGUUUUCCAUUUAUGUGAAAUGUGUUUGUUCCAAGCACGGGUGCUUUAAAAUGUCCCGUGGCACCUUCUCCCUCCGAUGUCCAGUUAGCCUGUUUAAAACGGAGGUGAACUUCAGUAGAGAUGUGGGGUGGGUUGUAUAGAAACAGUAUUACAUUAGACACUGUGAAAUAAUGUUGUGACUGCAUUCGUAUAGGCCUUAAUAUUAGCAUUCCAUCGUAGUACAUUUACCAUACCACAGAGGAAAUAAAUAUGUUCUAUUUUUCUUCCCCAUAAGCCUCUGAGUUUACGGACACUGACAAGGCCCCUUGGUUCUCCCAUCAUCUACUUGAAGAUUUUUAUUUUUGUCCCAACAACUGGCGUAGUUCACAAUCAAAGACUACACAUCUCCUUAUCUGGUUUAAGGCGAACACAACUGUUCAAGGGUGUUAGUAUGUUCUGUAUUAAAAAUGAAAAUCAUUUAUACUG